AUGUCAGCAGUUCCUGUCUUCAACCUCGCUCCCAAUCUCACCGUUUCAAGGCUCUGCUUAGGAACCAUGACUUUCGGGGAGCAGAACACGCUGGGCGAGUCGUUUCACCUUCUCGACCAGGCCUUCCAUGCCGGCAUCAACUUCUUCGACUCUGCCGAAAUGUAUCCCGUGCCUCAGCGCCCUCGCACGUGCGGAAGAAGCGAGGAGUAUCUCGGCCGUUGGAUUGCAUACCGGAAAAUCCCUAGGGAUAGCCUCGUAAUUGCCACCAAGGUUGCUGGACCAUCAGGGCAAAUGACUUGGAUUAGAGGUGGUCCUAAAUGUUUGGAUGCCGCCAAUAUUAUUGAAGCCAUUGAUAAUAGCUUGUUGCGGAUGCAAAUGGAUUAUAUUGAUCUUUAUCAAAUUCAUUGGCCUGAUCGCUAUGUUCCAAUGUUUGGAGAAACUGAGUAUGACCCAGUCCGACAAUAUGCUUCGGUUAGUAUAGAUGAGCAACUUGAAGCUCUCAGCACAGCUGUGAAUGCUGGGAAGAUCAGAUACAUUGGUCUUAGUAAUGAAACACCUUAUGGCCUGAUGAAGUUUAUUCAGGUUGCUGAAAAAUACGGUUCACACCUGAAGAUAGUAUCUCUGCAGAAUUCAUAUAGCCUUCUAUGUAGAACUUUUGAUUCGGCAAUGGCUGAAUGCUGCCAUCAGGAGAGUAUUAGCCUGUUGGCCUACAGUCCCCUGGCAAUGGGUAUACUUUCAGGGAAAUAUUUUUCCCCAGACGGUGGUCCAACAGAUGCCCGUUUAAAUCUUUUUAGAGGGAAGUAUUCAGAAGGAGAAUCUAGAUACAACUUGUCCAAUAAAAUUAUAAAGGCAGCUACUAUGGAAUACCUUGAUACUGCAAAAACUUAUGGUCUUCAUCCCGUAUCUCUGGCUAUAGCCUUUGUUUUGCGACACCCACUUGUUGCUAGUAUUGUUUUUGGGGCUACCAAAUCAUGGCAACUCCAGGAGGUUCUAAAUGCAUGCAAGAUCGAGCUCACACCUGAAGUAAUUGAUGAAAUUAACAAGAUACAUUCAAGGUUUCCAAAUCCAUGCCCAUAA
This is a messenger RNA of Sphenostylis stenocarpa, 1077 nucleotides long. The record is from the annotation of a GenBank genome assembly. NCBI's taxonomy places the organism in Eukaryota, Viridiplantae, Streptophyta, Magnoliopsida, Fabales, Fabaceae.